CUCUCUCUCUCUCUCUCUCUCUCUCUCUCUCGAUUCUAGCCGAACUUUUGUGCUGCACCGAUCAAUUUGUUUCUCUCUUCCGAAUCUAAAUUAACCAAUAAUAAACUCUGCUCUGAUCUGACCCAAGAAGACGAAGAAGGAAGAAGAAAGAAGAAAAUUCAGAGACAUAAAGUCGCCGGCGAGACGGGAUGGCUUCCCGUCUCUUCGCGUGCUUCGGGAUAAGAUCCUCGUCAUCGUCGAGGACGAGUGCAUCGUCCCUGGAGAACCCGACGGCCGACCAGACGACAGAGGAAUUGAAGAGAAGUGGACCCGUCUUGGUCGAGCUAUUCUCGUCUCAGGGUUGCGCCACCUCUCCGGAGGCGGAGCUCUUGAUGUCAAGACUCGGGAGAGGUGAUUUCGGGGAGGAGGUGACGAUGCCGGUGAUCGUGCUGGCUUACCACGUGGAUUACUGGGACUUUAAGGGUUGGAAGGACCCAUACGCUUCCAACCAAUGGACAGUCAGGCAGAAGGCUUACGUGGAGGCAUUGAAUCUGGACACCAUGUUCACGCCGCAGGUGGUGGUUCAGGGCAGAUCACAUUGCAUGGGGACCGAACAAGAUUCUCUCUUCUCUCACAUCUCUUCCGCCCCUCGCUUCCCCUCUCCCACCUUUCAGGCAACGUUCGAAAGGCCUUCGACAGACACCUUGCAGGUCACUCUAACAGGAGCUCUAAGAACAAAGGUGGACAGCAAUGGCGCCGAUGUGUUGGUAGCUCUAUACGAGAAUGGGUUAUUGACCGACUGCCCCGCCGGAGACAACCGAGGUCGUGUUCUAUCAAACGACUUCGUGGUUCGAAAACUCGAAAAGCUUUGCAGUGUCAAAGACAUUUCUGCCAAGAAAACAGUGAAUGGCACUGUCAAUUUCUCUCUCUGGGAUGGGUUUAACAGCAACAAGUCCGGUGUUGCAGUCUUUGUUCAGAACAAAUCUUUUCACACUUUUGGUACUCAGAAUUUCAGCUUGCCAGAAAACCUCUAAAGCUAAGGCUAGAUAUCUAAAUCUGUAAUUCUCUCUCUCUCUGGAUCUUUUAUGUUCUGGCCGUGAUAUGACUUUGGAGCUUAGAGCGUGUUCUUCAUAUUCUUUCCUAUUACUAUUCUUUCUUUUCUUCUAAUAUGAUUUCU
This is a messenger RNA of Telopea speciosissima, 1156 nucleotides long. RefSeq lists its product as uncharacterized. The transcript has 3 exons. Lineage: Eukaryota; Viridiplantae; Streptophyta; Magnoliopsida; Proteales; Proteaceae. The record is from RefSeq and is a predicted model, not a curated record. The coding region runs from base 189 to 1013 and encodes 274 amino acids.